UUCUUAGGUGUUUUGGGUCACACUGACCAUCAAAUCACCAUGAAGAUUGAAGUUGUGGCUGUGUUGCUGUUGGUCGUUACCAUCAGUUCUUACGCAGAAGAUGCCUCCAAUAAUGAAAACAAUGAGAAGAAAGGGCAGUGCCCAAUGGAUUACAUAAGGAGCCACCCAGAAACCAUGGAAAAGGUUAAACAGCAUUUCAUGAAACAUGGUCACAAAUGUGAAUCUGGGGAAGGUGGAGAAGGAUGCUCUAAGAAAGGCAACCACGGAGAAAAAGGGCAACAUGGACAUAAAGGGAACCACGGAGAAAAAGGGAAACAUGGACAUAAAGGGAACCACGGAGAAAAAGGGAAACAUGAUUGGAAUGGACAUUCAAGGCGCUUUCCCAACUUCACCAGUCUGCAAACCUGUGCCACCGAUGGAGAAUGUACCAAUAAAACAAUAUGCUGUGAAACACCGUGUGGAAUGAAGUGUGUGGGCGCUGUAUCCUCUGAUAAAGACCUGGAGUGGCUUCCUCAACAUGAGGAAGAAUCCAAACGAGAUAAACGUGAAGCUGAGAAAGCAAAUGAAGAUGUAAAGGCAGAGGAAGGACAAGUAAAUGGGGAGGGGAAUGUACAAGGCAAAGAGAAAGAGGUAGAUCCUGAGUCUAAGAAAGAUGAAGGCCAGAAGGAAGGAGAAGAGCAUGGCAAAAGCCAUGGGAAAGGGAAAAAACAUAAAAAGGGAAGAAAACACAAGAAAGGAAAAGGAGAGGGUGAAGAGAAUGGGAAUGAAGAACAAGGAGAAGGAGAAGGAAAGAAACAUAGAAAGGGUAAAAAACACAAGAAAGGACACGGGGAAGAGGAAGAGAAUGGAGAGCAAGGAAAAGGAGAGGGGAAGAGACAUGGGAAGGGUAAAAAACACAAGAAAGGACAUGGGGAAGAGGAAGAGAAUGGAGAGCAAGGAAAAGGAGAGGGGAAGAGACAUGGGAAGGGUAAAAAACACAAGAAAGGACAUGGGGAAGAGGAAGAGAAUGGAGAGCAAGGAAAAGGAGAGGGGAAGAGACAUGGGAAGGGUAAAAAACACAAGAAAGGACAUGGGAAAAGUGAUGGGAAUGGAGAGCAGGGAGAAGGAGAAGGGAAAAAACUUGAGACGGGUAAAAAACACAAAAGAGGCCUUGGGAAAGAGAAAGAGAAUGGGAAUGGAGAGCAGGGAGUAGGAGAAGGGAAGAGACAUGGGAAGGGUAACAAGCACAAGAAAGGACAUGGGGAAGAGGAAGAGAAUGGGAAUGGACAGCAGGGGGUAGGAGAAGGGAAGAGACAUGGGAAGGUUAAAAAACAUAAGAAAGGACCCGGGGAAGAGGAAGAAAAUGGAGAGCAAGGAAAAGGUGAGGGGAACAGACAUGGGAAAGGUAAAAAACACAAGAAAGAACAUGGGAAACGUGAUGAGAAUGGAGGGCAGGGAGUAGGAGAAGGAAAGAAACUUGAGAAGGGUAAAAAACAUAAAAGAAGCCUUGGGGAAGAGAAAGAGAAUGGGAAUGGAGAGCAAGGAGAAGGGAAGAAAAAUGGGAAUGGGAUAGAACAUGGGAAGGGACAUGGAAAAGGAGCAGAGCAUGGGAAGGGACAUGGAAAAGGAGCAGAGCAUGGGAAGGGACAUGGAAAAGGAGAAGAGCAUGGGAAGGGACAUGGAAAAGGAGCAGAGCAUGGGAAGGGACAUGGAAAAGGAGCAGAGCAUGGGAAGGGACAUGGAAAAGGAGCAGAGCAUGGGAAGGGACAUGGAAAAGGAGAAGAGCAUGGGAAGGGACAUGGAAAAGGAGCAGAGCAUGGGAAGGGACAGCAGAAAUAGCCAGUAAAGAUAGAAGCUAGUGCAAGUCCUACUGAAGCCAAAAAAGAUCAUAUGUAAGAGAUCAACGUAAGCAUCACUAAGGAAACAAACCACAAGGAAACCAGAACACAAA
Xenopus tropicalis (tropical clawed frog) is the source of this 1930-nucleotide messenger RNA. Its product is annotated as hornerin-like. The transcript has 3 exons. Gene Ontology annotation, molecular function: peptidase inhibitor activity. Gene Ontology annotation, cellular component: extracellular region. Lineage: Eukaryota; Metazoa; Chordata; Amphibia; Anura; Pipidae. The coding region runs from base 40 to 1818 and encodes 592 amino acids. The record is from RefSeq and is a predicted model, not a curated record.